Molecule: messenger RNA, 897 nt
Organism: Hypoxylon trugodes
Lineage: Eukaryota; Fungi; Ascomycota; Sordariomycetes; Xylariales; Hypoxylaceae
Exons: 2
Coding region: 174-752 (192 amino acids)
Molecular function (GO): ubiquitin binding
Source: RefSeq, a predicted model, not a curated record
CGAGUUGACCUCCAAACGUCAUUCCUCAUCUCAAUCCGACAGCCACACCCUAUAAACUUCCUAUUAUCCACAUGUCAAAAUAUUCUAAUAAUAUAAAAUUUUGAGACAGCGAGCCAACAUUAUACGUGUGACCAGUUACAUGAAUAGCUCCGGCUAAGACCACAGAAACAAAAAUGGCGGACGAACAAGUGUCUCUUACUUCCCUAAUCCUAAUAGUUGUCCUCGGCGGCCUCAUCAUUCGAUACCUAUUCUUCUCAUCGACAACCCAAGCACCACGACCGCAACGAGAUCCCCAAUCGGCGUCGCGCGCCAGGGAGGCCGCUGUAGAGAGGAUACAACAGAUGUUUCCACAGGUUGAUCGGAGGACUAUAUUGUGGGAUUUGCAUCGCAAUGGAGGGAAUAUAGCGGCAACUACGGAAAGGAUAUUAUCAGGGCGAAUAGAGACGCCCCCUGUUACUUUCCAACCUCCGCCUCUCCCAACAUCUCCGUCCCCAUCUUCGGCCCAAACGCAACCCUUCAAAACGCCGUCAAAGCCCUCCGAGCCGGACUUGAUUACUAGAUACAAUCUGAAAGAGAAGAUCAAUGCUAGUGAGGAGGCCGAGGCCGCGAAGAAGACGAAAGCAUGGAGUUCCAAUCGCGAUGAGAGGCAAGCGUCCUUACAACGAAGACGAGACGAAAUGAUUCUGGCAGCAAGGAAGAAAAUGGAGGCCAGGAUUGCAGCUGAGAAAGCAACAGCGGAAAAGGCACAAUGAUGUAAAAAAUGCGCGAGACUGCAGGAUCGGUUUAAUGACGCGGAAUCCGAGUCGCAUGUGAACUGUAUAUUUGGAGUUUUUGUACUCAAGUCGGCCUACUCGAACCAGCGGUGUUUUGGAAUAUCUUGCAAUAUCAUUCAAUGAA